Molecule: messenger RNA, 405 nt
Organism: Erythranthe guttata (spotted monkey flower)
Lineage: Eukaryota; Viridiplantae; Streptophyta; Magnoliopsida; Lamiales; Phrymaceae
Source: RefSeq, a predicted model, not a curated record
AUGGCAUCAUGUGUAGAUAAGCUUGAUGGUAACAAUUAUAGUUACUGGAAGUUAUGUAUAGAAGCUUAUCUACAAGGGCAAGAUUUGUGGGAUCUUAUCUUUGGUAAUGAAUCGGUAAUUCCAGAAGAUACACCACAUAAUGUUGAGUUGUGGAGGAAGUGGAAGAUAAAAUGCGGCAAAGCUUUGUUUGCUUUGCGGGCAUCUACCAGCAAGGAGUACAUCGAGCUUGUUCGUGAGGAAAAAUCGCUAAAACAUGUAUGGGAGACACUUGAAAGGCUGUUCACUCAAAAGAAUACGAUACGGUUGCAGUUUUUGGAGAAUAAUCUCGCCGGGAUGACUCAGGGAAAUCUCUCAAUUUCAGAGUAUUUUCUGAAAAUUAAACCUUUAUGUGCCGAGAUUUCAUAA